Gryllus bimaculatus (two-spotted cricket) is the source of this 3173-nucleotide messenger RNA. Lineage: Eukaryota; Metazoa; Arthropoda; Insecta; Orthoptera; Gryllidae. The record is from the annotation of a GenBank genome assembly.
AUGACUAUCCCUCAUACAAUCGCCCACAUUUUCGAGAGCAUCUACGAGUGGUGCCCCUCCGUGCUCCUAGUGCUGCCGCCGCCGCCGCCGCAGCCGCCACCGCGCGGCCGUAGCGAGGCCACAAGGCAUCGGCCUCCCGCGGUGAUGGCGGCGGCGGCGGCGGCGGCGGCGGCGGCCGUGGUGGCAACGGCGAUGGCGGUUGCGGAGUGGGGGCGCUCGUUGAACCCAAGGAGCCCUUUAACGAUGGGCGCCUGGACGCGCGUGGAGAGGGGGCAGCAGAGGAACGGUCUGAAUACUGAUAGCAAUCACUUUGCUCGAGCAGCUGAAUUCGACGGAAUCAGCAAGUUUACUGUUAAUAAAAAUAUUCUGUUUCCUGAAAUUGCAGAAUGAUAUGCAUCCAAGAAAAAUUCUAUUUCGAAACCCUUCGGCAAAAACAUUGAUAAAACUAAAGAUUUAGGUCAUACAACAGUUAUGGUACAGGACAGGUUAGACAUUCAAGAGGUGCCCACUAUAGUAAGAAAAGUGAAAACAGUGGAUGUUGUAGGGCACAGUAUUCAAGAUAAAGAUAUACAUUUAACUGUUGCAACCAAAGAGAGCCAAGGAGAACUGGCUGAAGAACAAACAUUACUGGAUGGCUUGCAGAGAUGCCAUGACUUAAAAGAAUUAUAUGGCAUGAUAAAUGUGUUACAUGAUGGUGAACUGUCGUCUAGUAUUGUGCUUCAUGCCCUAGAAAGAAUUAUUGAACUAGAAAAUAAUGUUACCUUUCGCAAUAUGCUACGAAGUACUGGUAGUAGUUUGAGUGUAAAGCGUACAAAUACCCUUGAUAGAUUGAUGAAUUUUGUAGUUUGUAAUGUACAGAGUUCUGUUAUAUUGAAUAGUUUGAACAUUGUGAGCCGGGACACAAUAGGAGCCCGUGAUGCAUCAUACAAGAAGAAAUUAAUUAAUGAAGUGUUGAUUAGAGCUAAUGACAGAAAAUUCACUGUACAUCAGAUGUGUGAAAUAGUAAAUAUGUUGUCUACUAUGAAGUGUGAAAGUAAGCAAGAGGUCAUUGAUGAACUUUGGAGUGGGCUAAUUGAUAGAGGGCGAGAGAUUAAUGAAAACAACAUAGGUGAGGUUUUUCAAACACUUCCUCACUUGAAACAAAGUCGGAAAAUGAUAUUCAACAUGUUGACCCGGAAAUGUGAUGAUUUAUGGUGGCGAUUACAUCCAAGCAGUGUAAUAGAAAUACUUACAUCCCUCCAACAGAUUCAGAUAAAUUCAGUUCCAACUUUGAGACUCAUGGCCCGAAAUACUAGUACUAAUAUAAAUACACUUUCAGAAGAUGAUGUACUUCAAAUUGUUACCUGUUUUUCUGCAUGUGAUUAUGUGGAUGAUUAUAUUGAAGGAUUUUUGGAAAAAUAUUUGAAAACUAAAGGGCCAAAAGUGAAAAGCACCUUGCUUCUGAGUGCUGUUAUGGAAUAUUGUGUUAAAUAUCGCCUUCGAUUUCCUGCUGUGCUAGAUGUUUUUGCAGAUUAUAUAAUAUCCAAUGCUUCAAAUCUUUCUCCUGUCCAUUUUAAAUCAUUUUUGAUGCCAUUGGGAUAUUUUAGUCAUACACCUUCAAAUAGGAUGAAGUUUUGGCAAACUGUUGAAAACUUUAUGAUGGAAAAAUUUAUUCAGUUUAGACCUGAAGAUAUUGUGGAUGUUGUACUUUCUUGUGUAUAUUUAGAAAAAUUUCCAGUGAACCUCACCAAGAAGAUUUUAAAUCCUUAUUUUCUUGAUAGAAUGCACACCUGCAGAAGUGGAAUUGAGCUUCAACAGCUGCGGACUAAGCUUAAGAUUUUUGAUGCUGCCAUGACUUUAGAGUGCCCUCAGUAUCAAGGACCUUUAUUACCUCGUGACUAUGCUGUAAAGACACUUCCUCAAGAUGGCCGUUUGAAACGAAUUGUGAAACAAGUGUAUGAUGUUAUAGCAGAUCUUGUGGAGUCCUGUCACCGAGUGAGCACUGGAGUUCUGUUGCCGCAACUGCCUGCUGCUGAUCUUUAUCUUGUGGAUAUCCUACUUCAUCCUGAAGGAAUGGAGACCUCACUGCACACUUUUGAUUUUUCAAAAGAUCGUGAUUUCCGAGUGAGGAAAACCAGUAUGGAAUUGGAGGUAAUUCGUUACACCAACAAAAUUGCUUCCGAAGCGCAUAUUCAAGUAAUGAGAAAGAUAAAACCUGGUAUGAAAGAAUACCAGGCUGAAGCUAUAUUUCUGCAGUAUUGUUAUUAUGUUGGAGGCUGCCGGCAUGUGUCGUACACUUGUAUUUGUGGAAGUGGAGCGAAUGGGGCUAUUCUGCAUUAUGGACAUGCUGCUGCCCCAAACGACAAAACUAUCUAUGAUGGAGAUAUGUGUCUUUUUGAUAUGGGCUGUUCAUAUUGUGGUUAUACAUCUGAUAUAAGUUGCUCUUUUCCUGCUAAUGGAAAAUUUACUGAUGAUCAAAAGGCAAUAUACAAUGCAGUAUUGAAAGCUAAUCGUGGUGUAAUUGCUGCAAUGGCACCUGGAGUAUCAUGGGUGGACAUGCACAUUCUUUCAAAUCGUCUUCUUCUGCAAGAAUUGACUACAUUUGGUCUUCUUCGGGGGAAUGUGGACGACAUGCUUAUGGCAAACCUUGGUGCAGUGUUUCAACCCCAUGGGAUAGGCCAUUUUAUGGGCCUGGAUGUACAUGAUGUAGGAGGUUAUUUGCCUGGCCAGCCACAGCGUCCUCUUCAAGCCGGUUUGAACAAGUUGCGCACAUCACGGUUUCUUGAGGCUGGAAUGGUUAUUACUGUAGAACCAGGAUGUUAUUUCAUAGAUGCGUUGUUGGAAGCAGCCAAACAGAAUCAAAAACAUAACCAGUUUUUUGUGAAUGAUGUCCUUAUGCGUUUCAAAAACUUCGGAGGUGUGCGAAUAGAAGAUGAUGUGGUAGUCACAGAAACAGGAGCAGAAGUUCUUACAAAAGUGCCUCGCAACAUUGAAGAAAUUGAAGCAGUCAUAAAAGCUGGAAAUGCAAAGAUGGAUGACGUCUGUGCCUGUGAUGCUGAUUGACACGUGGUUACUAUAGAUGGGUCACGUUGAAAAUUAAAAGUUGCAGUAUUUUCUCAUCUUUAUUACAUUUUGUUAUGGGUGUAUUCAAUUUUUUAUGAUGUUUAAUGUAUUUAAUAUAUGAAAUAGUUUGU